This is a messenger RNA of Protobothrops mucrosquamatus (brown spotted pit viper), 1272 nucleotides long. It is a transcript of the gene DFFB, whose product is annotated as DNA fragmentation factor subunit beta. Gene Ontology annotation, biological process: apoptotic DNA fragmentation; apoptotic process. The transcript has 7 exons. Gene Ontology annotation, molecular function: DNA endonuclease activity. NCBI's taxonomy places the organism in Eukaryota, Metazoa, Chordata, Lepidosauria, Squamata, Viperidae. Bases 1 to 1098 code for a protein of 365 amino acids. The record is from RefSeq and is a predicted model, not a curated record. Gene Ontology annotation, cellular component: cytoplasm; nucleus.
AUGGCGGCCAAGGCCUUCAAAGUGCGGACGGGGCCCGGAGGGCGCAAAUACGGGCUGGCGGCCAGGAGCCUCCCGGAGCUGCUGCGCAAGGCCUGCCGGCUGGAGCCUCCCUCGGUGGCGGGCUGCCGGCUCGGCCGCUACGAGGAUGGCGUCGAAGUCAGCGAGGAGGCUUUCCGCGCCCUGCCCGAGGACGCCGAGCUGAUCCUGCUGCGCCCUGGGGAGGAGUGGAGCGGAUACGUCGGCGAGAUCGAGCGCUUCCUGAGCACUUUUUCCAGCUGCUCCUCCGGCGUCGUCCGCGCAGCUCAGGGGCUCCUGUCGGGCGAGGAGGCUCCUAAGCGGUGCAGGUUGCUGGCUGACCUGAUUCAAAACCUCAACGAAAACAUUUCUGCAGAAAGCAGGAAGGAAGACGAGACGUGGUUUGAAGGGGUUGAAUCUCGGUUUAAGACCAAGUCCAGUUACAUGCGCCAUAGUUGUGAGAGCAGAAUCCGUGGAUACAUGAAAGAGGUUGGGGCUUACAUUUCCGCUGUCCCUCCCGCCCUCCAAAGGAAAUUCAGCGGGAUCGCUGAAGCCAUGCUGGAGAAGCUGAAGUUGGAAAAAUAUAAUGGCUUUUAUUUCGACCGGAAGGAAGAGACCAAGUGCCGUCUCUGCACACCGGAAGGCUGGUUCCCUUGCCAAGGCCCCUUUGACACCGAAGACUGCUCCCGGAGACACUCCAUCAACCCUUACGGGAACAAAGAAAGCCGAAUCCUGUUCAGCACCUGGAACCUCGACCACAUAAUUGAGAAGAAACGGGUGAUCCUUCCCACCUUAGCGGAGGCCGUGAAAGGCUGCGACGGGAAGGAAGUUGACUGGGAAUAUUUUUACCGGCUCUUGUUCACCACGGAUAAUUUGAAACUGGUGCACAUUGUGUGCCACAAGAAAACGGUCCACAACCUCGGCUGCGACCGAAGAAAAAUCUACCGUAAACGAAAGACCGGCUGGAAGAACAGGCUUCCUUGCAGCCACACCCCAAGCACCCGGGUUCAAAUGUCAAAAACGAAACGAAAAACUGACACCAAACUUUCCAAAAAUAGGACAAUGAAAAAAAACACCCUAUAGCCAGCAAGGGGUCUGCUUAACGGCUGUGCCGUUUGCUUAAUGACUGCUGUAAAAGAGGUUGUAAAGUCAGGUGGACUCACAAGAUGACCUGCUUUAUGACCGUCACUGUGAACAAAAUUGCAGGGAAUUAUCUGUCUAGAAAUUUUGCGUGGCCAGGGAGCCACUUUUGUUAUU